AUGUUCCUUACGUCUCUCAACAAGUGGCUUUCAGCUACCACUUUUCUUAGCCCUUUCAAUCAUGCACCACAAUCCCUGCUUCUUGAUUCCACCGCCAAGUUCUCAUGGAUCCGACGCUUCGCCUCGGUAGGCGAUUCUUACUCCGCCGGUCUCGGUUCAGGAGACCGUCUUGACUGGCUCUGUUCGCGAUAUGCACAGUCCUACCCGAACAUCCUCCACACCUCUCUUCUCGGUGAUAACCCCAAUCGAACACAUCAGUUCCUUGCCUGUUCCGGCGCCACAAGUACCGAGGUCCUCGAGAAGCAGAUCCCUGUUUUGCAGGACAACCUAGACUUGCUCACCAUGUCCGCCGGCGGGAACGAUAUCGGGCUAACACCCAUACUAAGUAAUUGUGUUUACCAGUUCUACAUGUCAGCCGAGGACUCCUGUCGACGAGCGAUCGAUGAAGCACGGGCGAGGAUCGCGAAUGAAACAGAACUUUAUCAUAACGCUACACUGCUCAUUGAAGCUGCGAAACCGAAGAUGAACCAAGAGUAUGGCGUCAUCUACUACACUGGCUACGCAGGGUUCUUCGGCACCGACGACGAAAUAUGCGAUAACGUUACCUGGGCAGUAUGGAAAGACGUGGAGUGGACGAAACAGUAUCUCAAGCGCGAACUCAGAAGGGAGUUGAACGACAUGGUCCACUCUGUCAAUACCAUCCUGCACAAAGCCGUGAGCGACGCUGGUCCAAACGUCCGUUUCAUCGACUACGACGUACACAUCUCUGCAGCACACGGCCGAUACUGCGAAAAAGAUGUCCAAGAACCCGAUCCCAAUCGUCUCGGCCUUGUAUUUUACGAGUGGAACACUGUCGAUAUAGGCGAGAACCAGACUGCGCUGCAGAAUCACACUGGCGAUGAUGUACCGAAACACUCGUUCCAAGGUGGCAUUGCGAGGGAUAUCAAUAAGGCACUUGAGGGACAUCCGGAUUGGACGUUUGAUCCUGAUAAGGGGUUUGUGAAUAAGACGGGAAUAGGAGGAGUUAAGGGAGAAGGGUGGUUGGGCGAUUCGAUUCAUUGGUUGCUGCCGGACAGUUAUAAGAGAGUUUUCCAUCUGAGGCCAAAGGGGCAUCUCAUAGUAGCGAAUUUGGUAGUUGAAGAUUUGGAGAGAGAGGGGCCUGGGAAAGCAAAGGUAGAUGGAGAGGCCGAAGAACUCUAA
This is a messenger RNA of Alternaria atra, 1200 nucleotides long. RefSeq lists its product as uncharacterized. NCBI's taxonomy places the organism in Eukaryota, Fungi, Ascomycota, Dothideomycetes, Pleosporales, Pleosporaceae. The coding region runs from base 1 to 1200 and encodes 399 amino acids. Gene Ontology annotation, molecular function: triacylglycerol lipase activity. The record is from RefSeq and is a predicted model, not a curated record. The transcript has a single exon. Gene Ontology annotation, biological process: triglyceride catabolic process.